AAAAAUAAAAUAAAGAACCACAAAAAUAGACGUAUAUUCACAUUAUCAGGAGGGAAUUUGUUUCCCAGCAGGAGCAAACUGGAUCAUGCAUUUCUGGGGUUUUUUUUUUGCCUUCCUCUGGAUCAACUGUGGGCAGGGGCGGACUGACCAUUUGGAAACUCGGGCACUGCCCGAGGGCUCGGGGUCAGUAGGGGGCCCCAUGAGAUGCCCCUGGUACCUUUUUCAUAGGCUUUUUUGAGUUUGGGCAAGGACACAGGGGCCCCAUGAUCCCCUAUUGCCCGGGGGCCCCAUGAGUUGUCCGUCCGCCCCUGACUGUG
This is a messenger RNA of Staurois parvus, 317 nucleotides long. The record is from the annotation of a GenBank genome assembly. NCBI's taxonomy places the organism in Eukaryota, Metazoa, Chordata, Amphibia, Anura, Ranidae.